AUGGCACCUCAACGACAGUCAAUCUACAUCAACUCAAGCCCUUCGACGAUAGUGUCGCCUCCUGCGGCCCAGGUCCAAGCCUUCCAUGAGCAAUUCCCGGGUUACCAGGCGAGUCCUUUGGUCGCCUUGCCCGAUGUCGCGAAUGAACUCGGAGUCCGCGCUGUGUACGUCAAACAAGAGAGCAAUCGCUUUGGUCUACCGUCUUUCAAGGUGAUGGGAGCAUCAUGGGCUAUCUACCGGGCGCUUCUUGCACUUUUGACAUUGCCGCUUGAGACAUCCCUCGAAACCCUCACUGAGCGCAUCAGGGCGGGUGAGCCUUUCACAUUGGUGGCUGCCACAGAAGGCAAUCAUGGUCGCGCAGUCGCCUGGGUGGCACGUCAGUUAUCUCUGCAAGCGCGCAUCUAUGUCCCUCGAACAAUGGUCGCAUUUACACAGGAGAUGAUCCGGUCGGAAGGGGCGGACGUGGUGGUGGCCGACGGGGAUUAUGACUUUGCCGUUCAAGAGGCCGCCAAAGCUUCACAAACGACGAAGAAUGCGAUAUUGGUGCAGGAUACAGCUUUUGAUGGUUAUGAGGAGAUCCCGUCCUGGAUUGUCGAGGGCUACUCCACCUUGAUGCACGAGGUGGAUGCGCAGUUGCACGCCCUCGGUCUGCAAAACACGCUUGUUGUGUCGCCUGCGGGCGUUGGCUCGUUGGCUCAAGCUGUGGCCAUGUACUCCAAAUCGCGCACCACUCCUGCUACUUUUGUGACUGUCGAGCCUGACACCGCUGCUUGCCUAAACUUGAGCCUCAAGAAGGGGGAGUCGACCUCAAUCAUCACAAGUCCCAGUAUAAUGGCCGGUAUGAACUGCGGGACGGUAUCAUCCGCCGCAUGGCCUAUCCUACAAGAGCUUGUUGACGCCAGUGUCACAAUCUCUGACUUUGAAAGCCACUGUGCGAUCGAGUAUCUUGCCUCUCGUGGAAUUGAUUCCGGUCCAUGCGGUGCUGCUAGUUUGGCAGCUAUUCGACGCCUCAAAGCAGAGCAUGAUUCACCCUCGUACUUUUCGCCCGACUCGGUGAUUGUGUUGCUGAGCACCGAAGGUCGUCGUCCCUACCAGAUCCCCGAGGAUGUUUCGUCAGACGACCCUACUGCGCUGACCCAGACGCUUACACGCAUCGACUCCUCAAACCCGACAUUGUCCAAGGCGAAGGGAGCUGGCGAAACGGAAGUGGUCAACUACCUGUCAGCGUGGUUCGCACAUCGUGGUAUUGAGCAUCAUCGCGUGGAAACCAAACCAGGGCGUCCUUCGGUGGUCGGCAUCGUGAGAGGAACCGGUGGUGGAAAGUCUCUUAUGUUCAACGGCCACGUGGAUACCGUGACCUUGAGUACGUAUGAAGGAAACGGAUUGAGUGGUCAUUUGGCGAAUAAGGAUGGCAAGGAGGCGGUGUUCGGUCGGGGGACGCUUGACAUGAAAGCCGGUGUAGCCGCAGGACUGUCUGCCCUGGCGAGCGCCCAGCGCUCGAAGCUUGCUGGGGACGUAAUCGUCACUGCUGUAGCGGAUGAGGAGGAUGCCUCACAAGGCACGAUGGAUGUGAUUGCAGCGGGGUGGAGGGCCGAUGCAGCCGUCGUGCUGGAGCCCACCAAUCUAAGCCUGGCGCAUGCUCACAAGGGUUUUGUAUGGGUGGAGCUCAACGUACAAGGACGCGCAGCUCAUGGCUCGAAUCCUACGGCCGGCAUUGAUGCGAUUAUGAAUAUGGGGCUGUUGCUACAGGCCUUGAAGCAGUACCAGCAGCGGUUGCCAGUCGACGAUGUGCUUGGACAGGCAUCUCUCCACUGCGGAGUUAUCAACGGCGGGGACGAGAUAUCUUCAUAUCCGGCCAGCUGCACGCUGACUGUCGAGUUUCGAACUGUGCCUGCGCAGACUGAUGCAAUAAUUCUUAACGAGAUGCGCGACCUGCUCGCUCAGAUACAAGCGCAGGAUCCUGAUUUCCAGUUCAGUGAGCCUAGCAUCACUUUCUCGCGGCCGUGCCAGUACCUCCCGGAAACCCACACCUUUGUGCAGCAGGUGGUUGAGAUCAGCAAGAAGGUACUCGAUCAACCCGUCCCCGUUAUCAGUGUGCCCUUCUGGUGUGAUGCGGCUCUCUUGACGCAGGCUGGAGUCCCCAGUAUUGUUUUGGGCCCGUUUGGAGAUGGGUUGCACGCCAAGGAGGAGUGGGUUGACGUGAACAGUGUGCGACAGCUAACCGAGAUGCUUGAGCUCCUGAGUCUUCUCGAUGACACCAACUAUUUUCUUAAUCAAUCAGCAGGCUCGGGCGCAUCGUCUUGGAAUCUGGCUACUUCUCCUGAGCACAACUCUGGCUUUCUAGAUUGGGAGCUAUUGGGCAAUGCAACGCCCUUCACACCUCCCAUCAAUGAAUCAUCGAUUGGCUAUCCUCCCCAACACAGCCAUCCACCCGACGUCCUCUCCACAAAGAAUCUAUCGCAACACGACAAUGUUGGAUCUUUUGACUGCUUACUUGCACCAGAGCCUGCUGUCCCGAUCCACGCCAAUCCUUUGAAUGACGGCUUCGUCAGCGUCUCCCAGUGGCUGGACGGUGCCUACCGACCCCCCGUGCCUUGCAGCUACUGCCAGCGCCACCGAUUACAGUGCCUUAUCCUGCGCACCACCUCCGCGAAUCCCAACCCGGUAACCUCAUGCUCCAGCUGUGUCGCACUGUAUCGAGAAUGCAGUCUCGCGCAAGGCGAGAAACGCCAAGCUGCAGGCUUCGAAACCAUCUCCCCAGUCUUCGGUCAUCUGCACGGCGUCACGGAGAUGACGGAAGAACGGGAUGAGAUCAUUGCUCAUGCGAAGCCGGGGAAAGAAGCACCUGAACGGCAGACAGACAACUCACACAAUGCUGAGACGCAGCCGAAGCCACGCUUCUCGCGGAAGGGAGCCAAGAUCCUGCGUGACUGGUUCUACAGCAACCAGCACUCACCCUAUCCGACCGAUGAGCAACGAGCCGAAUUCGUCAGACAGACAGGCUUCACCGACCGACAGAUCUCUAAUUGGUUUGCCAAUGCCCGACGACGUCGGAAGAUGGCUUUGCGGACGCCGCGGCCCAGCUCCAUCACGCCCGCGCCUCGCGGCAGCUCCCCCAUGCCUGUCUCGCGAUACGCGUCGUUGACGCCGAUGGAGCGCUGGCAGAAGUCUCCUCCCGACCAGGAGCCAGUUCCGCAAUCCGUAAUACAGAAUGCUAUCGCUCGUUCAGAUCUACCGGGGGCUGCAGAAGGUGACCUCAGCCGGGGCGAGCGCAUAGGGGUCGGUCAUCGGAGUGACGAUCAUGCUUACUCGGUCUCGAGUAUGGAAAGCGGACAGUUCGAGAGCGCACAAUCCCAAGCCUCAUCCGAUACGGUGUCCUCGGCCGCUUGGAGUUACCGUUCCGAUGAUCCUCCCCCGUUCCCUUUGUCAGAUAGUCGGCGACGUCAACGCCAGUCUCGACGAAGGCCCUCCUCAAUCCACUCACUCGGCGACCAUCAAUACCAAUGCACGUUUUGCCCCCGAUCUUUCAAGAAGAAGCACGACUGGUGCCGGCAUGAAUUGAGUAUGCAUCUCUCACUGGAAUCGUGGCUCUGCACCAUCAAUCCCGCCACGUCCACAGUUGAAGACCAAGUCGAGUGUGAAUUCUGCGAAUCUUCUCAGUCAUCGCCCGCGCACCUGGAAACCCAUGAAUUCGACGUUUGCGCUGACCGGCCACUCGCUGACCGGACAUUCACGCGCAAAGAUCAUCUUAUUCAGCAUCUCCGCAAGUUCCACCGUUGCACGAAAGUGCCUACAGCGAGGGUGGAGGGGUGUCGGUCCACGCGCACGGCUGUGAUAAGUCGAUGUGGCUUCUGCCAUAUGGUGAUGCAGAACUGGACGGAGCGUGCGGAUCAUCUCGCGGACCACUUCAAGAAAGGUUUGCGCAUGACUGAAUGGACUGGUGGAUGGGGAUUAGAAGAUACCUCGCUGGCCAUGUUGCGAGAUGCUACCCUUCCGGCUCAGCGAUCGCCUGGAUCGUGA
Molecule: messenger RNA, 4020 nt
Organism: Aspergillus homomorphus CBS 101889
Lineage: Eukaryota; Fungi; Ascomycota; Eurotiomycetes; Eurotiales; Aspergillaceae
Exons: 2
Coding region: 1-4020 (1339 amino acids)
Biological process (GO): regulation of DNA-templated transcription
Molecular function (GO): DNA binding; hydrolase activity
Source: RefSeq, a predicted model, not a curated record